AUGUCGCCCUCUCCCGGAGAUGAGCAGCCGCCCCAGGAGGCCAAGGUUUCCGGUGGUCUUGCCGGCGUCUUCAAAGGCCUUGCUGGCGGCAGCAAGCUGACCAAAUCCCCGCCGGUUAUUCAGCAGCCGUUCCCAUCGAUGUCAAGUUCUCCAGCCUUGGCCCAGCGAUCCGAUGCCAACCCCCCAGCAUCUGCCCUCUACGGGCUUUCUUCUGAACAGGCCGAGUUGUUCGUGCGUCUACGAAAUGGGCAGUUGAACGAGCGGAUCGCCGCAGCGAGCUCAUUGCGGAGUUCAAUCGCUGAUUUCCCCCUCAAUCCUGUUCGCGAUAUAUGGCACGCCGCUAAAGACCUUAUCGACCCUGGGAAACCCACCAAUGCACGACAGGUCGCAUGGGAGCUCCUGGCCGAGUGCAUCAAAUACCCAGCCUCGACCGAGCUCGAGCGCCGCGAAUACUUCCGCACAGUCACCGCAAUAGCCCAGCCCGAGGAUUUCUAUCUUCAACUCACCGCCCUCGAAGACCUUACGAACCGCGGCCGCAAUAUCUCCGGGUUUUACUACGACAUUUUCCCGCUUCUGACCCAAUGGCUACAGGACGCAUACAGGGCUGCCAGAGCCGCCCGGAGACAGGCUUCCCGGGGGCCGAAGACGCCCAAGGGGACAACGCUAUCAACGGGCGAGGACAGGAAUCUUUCCCGGCUGUUUGGGCUCCUUAAGGACGUCAUCAAGUUCAACUUUAAGUUUGCUACAGACAGCGUGGUUGGGAACCUGAUGGCUAUCCUCCUCAAGAUCUGCAUGAACACGAGCGUGGAGGAUGACCUAUGGGCCUGUAUCAACGUGGUGGACACUGUGGUAACCUUCGGCGCUAUUCCGAACGACAAGUUGAAGGAUUGCGUUCAGAUCCUCAGCUCGAUCCAUUGUCUGGUUCCCAAGCUGCAGAAGGACGCCUGGCACACCAUAUCUAUCAUCUGCAGGUCCCAUCAUGGCCAAUCGACGGUCCGGAUUUUGUUGGAUUUACUGCGGUCGUACCAGGUUUCAUCCGACAAGGACAAAGACAAAGACAAGGAUUCCGUCAGGGACGUUCGUGGCGCGCUCUCCGUCUUGAAGAAACUCCUGUCCAAGUCUUCCGAAAAGGGGUACCCCACGGUUCCCCUAGCCCUCCUUGUGGACGGGCUGGCCACGGUUUCCAAGAGCAGUUCCACGAGAAUUGCGACGGAAAUUCUGAAGCUCAUCAACUCGCUGUUUGAGGGGCGUGAUGGCAACAUCAAUGCCAUCGUUGUGGAGGAGAGCUGGGCGCCCAUUUUCUCGGUCGCUGCGCAAAGUGCAACACGAGCGAUCCAGCCACCGCCAUUGUCACCGACCCCAGAGCCCAGCGCACCCACGCCAACUAGCGUCACCAAGGAGGAGAAGGAACCUGAGGAUAUUGUUGCCAUCCAGCUUAAGCUUUUGAUUGGGCGGAUCGAGACGCUGUUGGCUCACAAAGAUCCUGGGUUUCUACAGCGGGAGGAAUGCAUGGGAUUUUUGUCCGAAGUCCAACACUUUCUUCCAGAUUCGGCUGCCACCCUCGUCAUUGCAUACCUCCGUGAAACCCGGGCUUGCUUUCCGUCGGAAGUGGACUGGCAGAAUAGUCUCGGCCUCGUUUUGGAUUGUUUCUUCCUCAACCGGGGCCGCGAAACUCUGACCCGCCUGCGCGCUCUGGAGGUUAUCAUUGAGGUGUAUGAUUUCCUGUGCUUGGCCGAGGGAUUGGUGGACGGCGAUGGGGUCGCUAAACUGAUUCAGCGGGUACUUACGGGGCUCUGUUCGGAAGAUGACAAUCUCGUUCUCCAAGAAACUACAUCCUUCUUGGUAAAUGUCGCCGAAACGGCGCCUAUCGGCUUAUUCGACAGUAUCCUGGACGCCUUCAAAGGCGUACUCGCCAGGGAUAUGUCCCGAGUACCACUCUCUGCGCCGGCUCUACAUAGAGCCGGACUGGCGCAGCAGGAGCAAGGAGGCCAAACCGUCGGCGUUGCGAAGCAGAGCGUCUCCAAUGUGGUCACCAGGGGUUACGUCCAAGUCUUCAUCCGAACGAUGAACACCAAUGGGCCUAAGGCGGUCAAGGCCUACUCGGCCCUUGUGCACAUUGCUCGGUCCAACUCUUGCGAAGUGGACGCUCGGUUGACAGCCAUGAAGAUGCUAUUUCGUCUCCGGGCGGACUUUGAGCACCGCGUUUAUCUCAUCAACUCGACGAACAGCGAAGCGUUGGCUGGGACGUUGUACAGGACCGAGGCAUCCCUUGCGCGCAAACUCGCCGAGGACGCGGCACAACCCCCAAGGCUGGCAAGACCAGACCCUUCAACGGGGCGUCCAAGUCGUGGCAUAUCCUUUAGUCAAGGGCAGCCGGUAGAUCGAGGGAUUCCCGCGCGAUCGACGUCCACUCCCAAGCCAUACAGUCACCCGACCCCUAGACUAUGGUCUAUUCCGGACCCUGAGGCCCUCCCUGAGCGACACUCGGAGAGUUCAAGUCAGAUUCUUGUAUCGUGUCGUCAAACGGCCAGUGAGACUGCUUCGUCUGACAACGGGCCAGCAACGACCGUUUUGACUAUGGCGCCGUGGCUGGAGACCAUUCUGAGCCUUUUCCACCAGGGAUGUGACUGGGAGGUGUACAGCUUUAUCCUCAUCCAUCUCCCCGCUCAACUGAGCAAUCACCCAAUCUUCAGGGAUAACGUCGUCCACAUUCAGGAGAUGCGGCGGCUUCUUUGUGAGAUGGUGCGAACCAACGGGUUCCAGGAACCCCCGCACGCGUCGGGACUUCGACGGAGCGACGUUGCAAACUGUGUGUUCCAUUCGCUCAUCAUGAUCGUCAGUUAUCACCAUCAUUUCCAACAAAAGACGGAGGAGGAUGAGCUCGUCCGGACGUUCACGCACGGAAUAUCCGACAAGACGGCCAAGACAUGCAUCCAUGCCCUCUCUGUCUGCUGCCAUGAACUGCCCAUGGCGGUGAAAAAGUCGCUGGUCCCUAUCUUGCAAAAGAUGUCGCAGAUCAUCACCCAGCCGAUGGUCGCGAUGCACAUUCUCGAGUUCCUCGCUUGUCUCAGUCGUCUGCACUCGCUGUACUCCAACUUCCGCGAUGACGACUACCGGAUCGUGCUAGGGAUCUGUUUCCGAUACUUGCAAUCCGUUCGAGAGAAAAAGCUUGUAAUGCGCGGCAGUAUCACGAGCGAACCGCCAACCCCGGGUACAGGUCCGGCAAACCCGUCAGACCUUCUCAACCAACAAGCUGGUGGUGACGAUCUCCCGCAGUACGUUUACGCCCUCGCGUACCACGUCAUUACGUUCUGGUUCCUUGCCGUCAAGCUCCCCGACCGGCCGAACCAGAUUGGGUGGAUCACCAAGAACUUGUUUACGGACGUUGAUGGGAGUGCGAGCACCGAGGAGCACGCGCAAAUCACACUCGAUUUUAUGCAGCGUGUCGCGUUUUCGGACGCUGGCGAUUCCCCGCAAGACCCCCUCUUUGAGGAGAAAUACUUUGGCGAGAUCCAAAAGAGGCGAUGGAUUAUCGGGAACAGCAUCCUCACCAUCCGGCAAGCGACUGAGUCCUGCUGGGCCGAGAUCACGCGUCGUUACCCUUCCGGCACAUCAUCUUAUGCGCUUCGAGUCGAGUACAGUCCCUUGCCGAACGUGCCAGCCGCGAACGGUUCCGAUGCAGCAGCGUGGGAUGGACGCUUCCAGGAUGGCCAGACCAUCUUCCCUAGCCACUUGUUGAUGCAGCUGUUGGCCCCGAUGCCGCAGCUCUACGACCCUACCAUCCGGCCUAUCCCACUCCCCAACGAGCCCGCGGUCGACCGAGCCAUCGUGACCUUUGACCGCGUCUCACCCGUGGAUGGGCACAAGGUGGGCGUCAUCUAUGUCAAAGAGGGCCAAACCAAGGAACUCGAAAUUCUGGCCAACACAACGGGUAGCCCCGACUAUCACCGCUUUCUGAAGGGCCUGGGAACCCUGACGAAGCUGAAGGGCGCCACGUUCAACACCCAGGGUCUUGACCGCUCGGAGAACAUGGACGGGAAGUACACCUAUUGCUUCCGAGACCGUGUCACAGAGAUUGUGUUCCACAUCAUAACCCAAAUGCCCAACUCCCCAACAGACGAGUACCUGUCACUCAAAAAACGGCACAUCGGCAACGAUUUCGUCAGCAUCGUCUGGAACGACUCCGGCCUACCCUUCCACUUCGACACGUUCCCCUCCCAAUUCAACUACGUCUACAUCGUCAUCACCCCAACCCCCCACCUCCCGUUCGCAGCCUCCCGCGUGCCACGCGAAGACGACGUCCCCCGCUUCUGCAUGGUCCAAGUGAUGAGCAAGCCUGGCUUCCCCGAGAUCUCCCCCGCGGCAGAACCCAAGAUGAUCAGCCUAGAGGCACUCCCAGGCUUCGUCCGGCUCCUAGCCCUCAACGCGUCCGUCUUCUCCCACGUCUGGUCCCGUAGGGAGGCCGGCGAGCACGUAUCGUCCUGGCGUGAGCGCCUGCGCCAAAUCAACGUCCUUCGCGAACGCUACGGCACCAAGAAGGGCCACAGUGUCUCGCCGUCUCCGCCUCCAGGCGCCAUCGCCACGCCCACGGCCGCGUCCACGGCUGCUGCCGCCGGCGGGCUGUCGGUCGUGGGUGGGGUAAACCAGAGCAUCAUCGGUUAUCACCAUCAGUCUGGCAUCGGUGUCGGCGGUGUCGGUGGCGGUGACAGACAGGGGUCGUUGACCGGCCUGGGAGGGGGCGGUGGGAUCAUGGGAGCUGCAGGCGGCAGCACGGUGCGGCCGACCGGUAUGCGGGAUAGUUUUAGCAGCCUGCGGCGGUCGUCGGUGGCGACCUUCUUUACUAAUGCCACCAGCGCUGAUCAGUCGCAUCGGUCGAGUAUGUUGUCGGCGGUCACGAGUGAGAAUGCCAAUGAGAUUCAUCAGCCUAGUACGGCGGAGGCGCUGGUGGAUUCGGUUGAUUUCUCGAAGUGGACUUGA
This is a messenger RNA of Dichotomopilus funicola, 4977 nucleotides long. RefSeq lists its product as uncharacterized. Bases 1 to 4977 code for a protein of 1658 amino acids. The record is from RefSeq and is a predicted model, not a curated record. Gene Ontology annotation, biological process: positive regulation of GTPase activity; regulation of small GTPase mediated signal transduction; negative regulation of TOR signaling. NCBI's taxonomy places the organism in Eukaryota, Fungi, Ascomycota, Sordariomycetes, Sordariales, Chaetomiaceae. The transcript has 3 exons. Gene Ontology annotation, cellular component: TSC1-TSC2 complex; cytoplasm; nucleus. Gene Ontology annotation, molecular function: GTPase activator activity.